CGGAGCUUCAGCUCAGAGAUAAAGAGAAGGUUUUGAGAAAGUGAUCGAGGGCUGAUGUAGGGUUACUCGAAGAGACAACAGUGCGAGCUGUUUUAGUGUUUUUCGUAAAGGACGGGUAGACCAAAGAGAAAACCCCUCUCCAAAAUGCUCUGCAAUGUAACGCGACCGGACUCGGUGGUAAUGGAGAUAGAAGUGGACGCAAAGGCAAACGGAGAGGACUGUCUGAAUAAGGUAUGUCGGAAGUUGGGAAUAAUAGAGGUGGAUUACUUCGGGCUGCAGUUUUCUGGCAGCAAAGGAGAGAACCUGUGGCUGAACCUGAGGAACAGAAUCUCGCAACAGAUGGACAACCUCACGCCCUGCAGACUACGGCUCCGGGUGAAGUUUUUCGUGGAGCCUCACCUUAUCCUGCAGGAGCAGACGAGACACCUGUUUUUCAUGCACGUGAAAGAGGAUCUGCAUCGCGGACAUCUGCGAAUGUGCUCCGAACAAGCCGAGGAGCUCAGCGCCCUCCUCGCCCAGGCAGAGUUUGGUGACUAUAACCAGAACACGGCAAAGUAUUGGUACACCGAACUUUGUGGCAUCGAGCCCAACCAAGCCACCAUCAACAGUAUCAUAUCCAAGCACAAGGCUCUUGAGGGUUUGAGUCAGGGCUCAGUGGAGUACCAGGCCCUGCAGCUGGUGUCAUCACUGGAGCAUUAUGGGGUGGAGUGGCAUUGGGCGCGGGACGCUGAAGGCCAGAGGAUGGCCAUCGGAGUGGGGCCAGAGGGCAUAGCGGUAUGUCGAGAGGACUUCACACUGGUUAACAGGAUAGCGUAUCCCAUAAUACAAAUUGCCACGCAAUCGGGCAAGAGUGUGUACUUAACGGUUACCAAGGAUACCAGUGACAGUGUGGUCCUGCUGUUCAAGCUAAUGAGUAAUCGAGCGGCCAGCGGGCUAUACCGGGCCAUCACGGAGACUCACGCCUUUUACAGGUGCGACACCGUGACGAACGCUGUCAUGAUGCAGUACAGCCGAGAUUUCAAGGGUCACCUAGCCUCGCUUUUCCUCAACGACAACGCCAACAUGGGCAAGAAGUACGUGUUCGACAUCCGCCGCACAUCCAAGGAAGUGUACGACUACGCCAGGCGCGCGCUGUACAACGCCGGUAUCGUGGACAUGAUGUCGAGGUCGGGGGAGCGCACGCCAUCGUCCCGCUCGCCUUCUCGCGACCAGGAGGAGGCGCUGGACUGCGGGGGCUGCCAGCAGAGUCGUGUCCUGCAGGAGAAACUCCAGAAACUGCGGGAGGCGCUGCUGUGCAUGCUGUGCUGCGAGGAGGAGAUCGAUGCCGCAUUCUGCCCAUGCGGUCACAUGGUCUGCUGCCAGAACUGCGCAGAACAGCUGCAGUCUUGUCCGGUGUGUCGCUCGGAAGUGGAACACGUCCAGCAUGUGUAUCUGCCCACGUGCACCAGUCUGCUCAGUUUGACCAUCGCCGGUGGCAACAGCCCCGAACCCAUCCACAGAGGAAUGGCGCCCCAUACCUGCACUACCGAUGACUACUCCACCAGUGAGAAGAGCUACCAAAACUAAACUGGUCUUCCACUGGACUUUUAUUUUGUUUGACACAAUGGCGAAUUUAAGUCUACCGCGAUGGUUGGGUCACUCCAGAUAAAUGUUUGUUGUUUUAAAAACCAUGUUUGUUUAUGAUGUGAAUGUUUGUCUCUGUAUCAGUUGAUCUGAUAAUCGUUCGUUUUUGCUUUUCGAAAACUUUUUUUUAUUGUUUUUGCUUGUCUUCUACUUCAUAGCAUGCCGCGAGUUCAGACAAUUCAUAACCUGCACAAAUCUGACUUGUGAAUGAGGAAUUAUAUUGUUUAGGUAGUAUUUUCCUAAUUUAAAUGAAUUUUAUGUUGUGGUUUUAAAAUGCAUAUCUAUUUUCAGUAUGUACCUUUUUGCAGUGAAAUUUAAUUUUUUUUUUAAGGUCUUCAUGGUUUCCAUGCCAAUGAAAAGGUAUUUAUAUGCACUUCGAGUAGGGCGGACUACUGAUCCGUCAUUCACAUGUAGAUUCACAGCUUUUCUAACCCAACACUCCUAAUCCAGAGCCGACGUUUCAUAAUACAUUACCAGUCUCGGUGGAAGUGAAGCUUUUUUAUUUUGCAUUUAUGCUCAGCCAUCGAUUUGCUUUUGAAGGGUACUGAAUUAUCUCUCAGUGCAUUGUUAACCGUUUUAGGUGAUUUUGAGGUCUUAUUUAAUUUUAUUUUUUGUGGAAGAUGUGGGAAUGUUAUCUAUAGGAAAGCUGAAGUUAAAUAUUUAAUUGCCACUGUCACUUUACCAAGGAGUUUCCUAAGUGUAUUGUUCCUAGAUGUCUUGCCUUAAUGUAGCAGCGACACCGCGUGUGUGAUAUGCAUCCUUUCUUUGCACAGAUUAUUAUUGAAAGGUGAAGAGGAUUAUUUUCUUUACUGCUGACACAACAUGGAACAGUCACAGCAAGGGGAUAUUUUUUUCAAUUUGUACAAGUAGGAUUUGUUUCUGUUUGUUUGAAGCAAAAACUAUGCUCUGUAAAUAUAGAAAUAACUUUUUAUAUUUCUUGGAACGAGAGGUAUUAAUAAAGCGUUUUUUAACAUA
Messenger RNA from Paramisgurnus dabryanus, 2598 nucleotides. RefSeq names its product myosin regulatory light chain interacting protein a (gene mylipa). NCBI's taxonomy places the organism in Eukaryota, Metazoa, Chordata, Actinopteri, Cypriniformes, Cobitidae. The record is from RefSeq and is a predicted model, not a curated record. Gene Ontology annotation, biological process: ubiquitin-dependent protein catabolic process. Gene Ontology annotation, cellular component: cytoskeleton. Gene Ontology annotation, molecular function: ubiquitin-protein transferase activity.